Molecule: messenger RNA, 5677 nt
Organism: Vicugna pacos (alpaca)
Lineage: Eukaryota; Metazoa; Chordata; Mammalia; Artiodactyla; Camelidae
Source: RefSeq, a predicted model, not a curated record
GGCGUCAGGGGCAUCUCCCAGACGGCUUCUAAGCGGAAUUCCUCCAAGUGGGAUUUUUGUCCUCGGUUUACUUACUCUUUAUUAUGAGAAGAAUUUGUACAUAAGAAAAUAAUGACAGUAAAAUACAACAGUGGUCGUGACAGACAGAACCCAGACGGGCGUGCUUUGUCAAAUAAGUGCCACCUCACCGGUAAAAACCGUACACCGUUUAUUACGGUGUUUGGUUGCUGUUUCGAAAAUCCCAGUGAUGCGAAUAGGUGGUUCUGAUGAUGGGGGAGUGGGCUGCAAGAAAAUGCCAUUCGCUGUUUCCGAGAGAGUAAGAGCAGAAGUUACACAACCAAGGUUUCCCAUACUGCGCUGCUGUUGACUUUGGGAGUCUCUGAUAAGACUAAAGACACAAUGUGAAACUGUUAAUUUUAAUCCGAAAGGAGGCUUACACUGGCACUGAAUUGAACGGUGGAAAAUGUCCGCUUGGUAGAUCGAAUCUCUUCUAAAAAAGCAGCCCUCGGUACUUUGUAUCUGACGGCUACCCAUGUCAUAUUUGUGGAAAAUGCACCUGACACAAGAAAAGAAACCUGGAUUCUUCACAGUCAGAUUUCCACCAUCGAGAAACAGGCUACAACCGCUACUGGGUGCCCUCUGCUUAUCCGCUGCAAGAACUUUCAGCUCUUGCAACUCAUCAUCCCCCAGGAAAGGGACUGCCACGACGUCUACCUCUCCCUCAUCCGCCUCGCAAGGCCAGUGAAGUAUGAGGAGCUAUACUGCUUCUCAUUCAACCCCAAGCUGGACAAAGAAGAAAGGGAGCAGGGCUGGAUGCUGAUCGAUCUCGGUGAAGAGUACAGGCGAAUGGGCCUCCCUAAUAACUACUGGCAGCUCAGCGAUGUGAACAGAGAUUACAGAGUUUGUGAUUCCUACCCUACUGACCUGUACGUUCCCAGGUCGGCCACGGCGCACAUCAUCGUGGGGAGUUCCAAGUUCAGGAGCCGACGGCGGUUUCCUGCGCUUUCUUACUACUACAGAGAGAACCACGCCUCCAUCUGCCGGAGCAGCCAGCCCCUGUCCGGCUUCAGCGCCCGCUGCCUGGAGGAUGAGCAGAUGCUCCAGGCCAUCAGGAAGGCCAACCCAGGAAGCGACUUCAUUUACGUCGUGGACACUCGGCCUAAACUUAAUGCGAUGGCAAAUCGUGCUGCAGGGAAAGGCUAUGAGAAUGAAGACAAUUAUUCCAAUAUCAAGUUUCAGUUUAUCGGGAUAGAGAACAUCCAUGUCAUGAGGAACAGUCUGCAGAAAAUGCUGGAAGUGUGUGAACUUAAAUCUCCCUCCAUGAGUGAUUUUCUGUGGGGACUGGAGAACUCUGGCUGGCUGAGGCACAUUAAGGCCAUCCUGGAUGCAGGGAUCUUCAUUGCAAAGGCAGUUUCAGAGGAAGGAGCAAGUGUACUUGUUCAUUGUUCCGAUGGCUGGGACAGGACUGCUCAGGUGUGCUCGGUGGCCAGCCUCCUGCUGGACCCUCACUACAGGACCUUGAAGGGCUUCAUGGUAUUAAUUGAAAAGGACUGGAUUUCCUUUGGUCAUAAGUUUAAUCACAGGUACGGCAAUCUAGACGGGGACCCAAAAGAAAUCUCUCCAGUUAUUGACCAGUUCAUUGAGUGCGUCUGGCAGCUAAUGGAACAAUUUCCCUGUGCCUUCGAGUUCAAUGAGAGGUUUCUGAUUCACAUUCAACAUCAUAUCUAUUCCUGCCAGUUUGGAAACUUCCUAUGUAACAGCCAAAAGGAGAGGCAAGAACUCAAAAUCCAGGAAAGAACACACUCUUCCUGGGCUCACCUGUGGAAGAACCGUGCUGACUACCUGAAUCCUCUGUUCAGAGCUGACCACAGCCAGACCCGCGGAGCCCUUCGCCUCCCCACGGCGCCGUGCAGCUUCACGCACAAGUUUUGGAGUGGAAUGUACAACCGCUUUGAAAAGGGCCUGCAGCCCCGACAGUCAGUCACAGAUUACCUCAUGGCCGUGAAGGAGGAGAGCCAGCAGCUGGAGGAGGAGCUCGCAGCCCUAGGAGAAAGGCUGGAAAAAAUUCAGAAAGUCCAGUUAAAUCGCACUGAAGUGAAGAGUAAUAAGCAAUGUGAACCCAGCAAACACUCAGGGUUUUCUACCUCAGACAACAGCACAGCCAACACGCCCCAGGACUACAGUGGAAACGUGAAAUCAUUUCCGUCCAGGAGCCCUUCACAAGGCGAUGAAGAUUCUGCUCUGAUUCUAACCCAAGACAACUUGAAAAGCUCAGACCCUGAUCUGUCAGCCAACAGUGACCAAGAGUCUGGGGUGGAGGAUUUGAGCUGCCGCUCUCCGAGUGGCGGGGAGCGUGCCCCGAGCGAGGACAGCGGCAAGGACCGAGAUUCUGACGAGGCCGUCUUCCUCACUGCCUGAAGAGAACUUCCCGGGGAGUUCCAAAACAAAGGACACACACGAGACACUUUCCAAAAAUAAGGGAACAGUGCAAUUUAAGAUAAAACAUAACCCAAGAAAUGGUACAGGUCAUCGAGAAUUAUAAAAUGUAGCAAUGAAAAGGGAAAAAAGUCCAACUCUUAAGUUUCUCUAGGUGUUGAAGAACAGGAAGUAGCCAUUUCUUUUAUCAAAUAAAUAUAAGGAAAAUUAUUGCCCAUUUUGAAAAGCAUUCUAGACUGUGGAAGUUUUAUUCACUACAGAGCAGUGACCUCUACUGUCACUGGAGGUUACCAAUUCCAAUCUUCCUUGCACGGCAUGUGUCUGCUCAGAAAGUGCCCAGACCUCGUUCCUUCACACUUAUCAUCAUCUUUAGUCUUACCUCUUACUUCACUUCUAGAUGCAUAUUGUUUCCUAAAAUAUUUGAUGUUACCUUCUUUCCUGAAUCUGUUAUCAGUAUUUCUAAUGACAGAGCACAUUUUGGUUAACAGGUAGAUUUCUGUAAUUGGUGAGCUUUGUAACUGCUUAAGCUUAUCUUUCAGGUUUAACGAUCACUUCAGCUUUUCCUUAGAUAAUAUAUUUUGAAUUGUCAUAGUAGUUUUGUUGCCUUUUUCUGGAAUUUCAUAAUUCUCCUUAUUUAAAAAAUGCUAAAACUUAUAACUUACUUUUCUCUAACACCAGUCUAAUGCCUAAUAAAGUAGAAACAACAUUUACUCUCUGGUUCUUAACUAUGAAUUCAGAUCAUAUUAGCUUUUAAAGUAACAUCCUAACCUUUUAUUACUAUUCCAGAGACUGAAUUAACAGACAGUGGGUCAACCACCAGUCUGAUCCCUGCAGUACAACAGUGUGAAGUUACAGGGAACUAUUUCAAUAAGGGAAAGUCUCAGUUAAGAACUAGAGAACUUGGCUGUCAUAUAUCUUUAACCAGCAGAAUAGGUUUUGUCACUUUAGAAAUUAUGUAACUGGUUAAUAUGGUUUAAUCACACUUCACCUGCAGAGCCGAGGCAGCAGUCCCAGCCAGCAGCCCUGCUCACCUGCAGAGUCAGGACAGGGGUGCGGUCCAGCUGGGGAGCUCGGCAGGGCGCAGGCCUGCCCACCUCAGGCUCCCGGAGCGGGAGGUGUGCUGGCCCUGGAGUCCGGGUGGCUCAUGCCCAGGCACAAGAGCUGGGCCAUGGCCCCGCCUGCUGCAGACUGUGGCUCCUGUCCCCUCCUGACGACAAAACCUGUUCAGGAAAAUUUGGAAAUUGCCUGAAGUGGGCCUUCUCUGUCCUUCCUAGGCAGGAUCCAGAGACAUAUCCCACCCUCUGCGGAGCGUGGCCCACAGCCCCACUGGACAGGAAGGGCUGGCGAAGACACCUGGAAGCCAUGUAACCCAACAGCUCCUGAGCUGAGAGGCAGGUGAGCAGAGCCGAGAGCCCUCAGGGCAAAGCCUAGUUUGGCCAGGGAACCUGGGGCACAGGCUGGCUUGAGUUAAGACCACAAAGAGCAUGAAUGACCUUUGAGCUGCUUCUCUUGCUGUGCCUGAGCCCUAAUGAUUGCUGAAAACAGCCAUCGGCCCGCCUGACCCGGGAACUUGACCAGAACGCGUGGGAAGCUGCCUAACUCGUCCAACACUGUCUGCAGUGGCAGCUGACAGAGAGCACCGCCCGUGGCUCGCCCUGUUUGCAGAGCAAACUGGUGGCUGCACCUGACCAAGUUACUCAGUGCACAUUCCUGCUUGAUUCAGGGCCCCUAACAACGAGCUGUGUAGGCCUUGUGCCCCAGCCUGCUGCCCCAGGAGGGAGGGGAGCUAACUUCACAGCCCCCACCGACUGUGGAGUGCAGCACCCAGUCCCAGCUAUCUAGAGACAGGGACCCGGGAGCCCAGGUAGCCAUGAGGCCUGCACCACGGCCUCACCUGGGUAGGGAGCCAACCAGCAGUCCUACCCCUCCCCUCCUCCUAGUGCUCCAACAGAUGCCUCGCCCAGAAGUAGGCCCUAAUAGCAGGCCCCACCUGCUAAGGACGUUGCCAGCAGAUGUGUCCAGAAACCCAGACUGAGCUGAUUGGUGAAGUGCUGUCUCUGUCAAAGCAAAUCUGCAAAGUCUGGAAGAGGAGACCACUUACUCACAUGCACAAACACCAAGGAAUCAAAAGUCAGGUAAAUGUGACACCACCAAAGGAAACUAAUGAAGCUUUACUAACUGAUCCUAUGACUUGUCAGAGAAUUCAGAAUAAUCCUCUUGAAGGAGUUCAGUGAACUAGAAAAACACAUGGACAACUAAACAAAAUUAUGAAAACAAUGCACAAACAAAAAUAAGUCUGCCAAAUUAGAACUUCCCCCGUAAAAAAAAAUUCCUAGAGCCAAAAAGUACAAUAAUUGAACUUUGAACAAAAUAAUUCAAUACAGCUUCAAAAGCAAACUUGACCACAGACCCAGAGACCUGGGAGAUAGAACAACUGAAAUUACCCAGAGGAGCAAAAAAAAAAUAAAUAAAAAAAUAAAAAAAAAUAAAAAAAUAGUUACAGAGCCUAUGUAUUCAUGGGAAACAAUGAAAUGAAACAAUAUUCACAUUAUGCGAAUUCAAGGAGAGGAAAAAGAGAAAGAAACAGAAAGCAUAUUUAACACAACAAUGGAUGAAAACUUCUCAAACGUGGGGAGAGAAACAGACAUCCAGAUCCAAGAGGCCCAAAGGACUCCUAACAGCUUGAACCCAAACAGGGCUACAUUGAGACACACUGUAAUUAAACUGUCAAAAGUCAAAGACAGAAUUUUAAAAGCAAGAGAGAAGUUACAUACAUGGAAACCUCUAGAAGACUACUGGUGGAUCUCUGAACAGAAACUUUUUAGGCCAGAAGAGAAUGAGAUGACAUAUUCAAAACAUUGAAAGAAAAAAACAAAACAGUCAACCAAGAAUGCUUUAGAAAUGAAGGCAGGAAAAACCUUCUGAACAAACAAAAGCUGAGGGAGUUCAUUACCACUAGACGGCCUUACAAGAAAUGCUAAAGGGAGUUCUUUGUGUGGAAAUUAAAGGAUGCUAAUUAACAUCAGAAAAACGUAAGACGGCAGUGUAAACUCACUGGUAAUGGUAAAUACAUAGUCAAAGCUGGAUUCUGUAAUAGGGUAAUGGUGGUUUAUAAUUCACUCACAACUCUAGUUUAAAAGUUAAAAAAUAUACUAAAAAUAACCAUAACUACAAUAAUCUGUUAUUAGUUACACAAUAUAAAAAUAUGUAAAUUGUAACAUUAAUAACCUAAAAUGAGGAG